Molecule: messenger RNA, 1615 nt
Organism: Oncorhynchus kisutch (coho salmon)
Lineage: Eukaryota; Metazoa; Chordata; Actinopteri; Salmoniformes; Salmonidae
Product: dehydrogenase/reductase SDR family member 13
Exons: 5
Coding region: 378-1334 (318 amino acids)
Source: RefSeq, a predicted model, not a curated record
AACGACUGAUUUUCCGCCGAUUUGGGCCUCUCUCUUCCUCUUCCUCUCUGCUACGACGCAAUUGUAAAGAUCUCUAGAAGUAAAAUGGGGAAACACAUCAACACCGGUUUAGUCAGAAUAUUUCACCGUGAUCAAUCGGAAGUGGGGGACGCAAUUUAAUUAACAGAUCUCUCGAAGUAAAUGGGGAAGCACAUCAACACCGGUUUUGUCAGAAUAUUUGACUGUGAUCAAUCGGAAGCAGGGAACCGGUGGGACAGGUAGGUCUGGCAGGUAACCUAACAAAAAGCCUGCUCCGCAACAAACUAUGUUUUAUUCACUGGUUGCACUUCCACGAGUAGAGUUUGAGUCGGGACACCAACGACCGGGCAAAAAACAUAAUGUUACCUUUACUAGUUGCAACUGGUGUUGUAGUUGCAGUGUAUAUUCUCCUUGUUAAAACUAUUUUCAAAAGCUCCAAAUUUAAUGGAAAUGCAGCGAUGGCAGGGAAGACUGUAAUAGUAACAGGUGGCAACACUGGCAUUGGGAAAGCCACUGCUCUUGAGCUUGCCAGGAGGGGUGCAAGAGUAAUCAUGGCAUGCCGCAACCAAGAGAAAGCCGAACUUGCAAUAAGUGAUAUAAAAAGGGAGACAGGCAGCACUGAUGUGGUGUACAUGCAGUUGGACCUGGGGAGCCUUCAAGCAGUGCGUUCUUUCACCGAGACCUUCCUGAAGACCGAGGCUAGACUGGAUCUUCUCAUUAACAAUGCUGGUCUGGUGGCGGAUGGGCGCACUGCUGAUGGCUUUGGUAUUGAGUUUGGGGUCAACCACCUUGGCCACUUCCUGCUGACCUGUCUGUUGCUGGACCGCCUGAAGGAGGGCACUGGGGGCCGUGUAGUCACACUGGGCUCCAUGGCCUAUCGCUGGGGCAACAUCGACUUUGAUGCCCUUAUCACUAAUAAACACCUGGGCACUGGGAGGUACAGCUGGCAGUUCUUCCACGCGUACUGCAACAGUAAACUGUGCAAUGUUCUCUUCAACCACGAGCUGGCCAAGAGACUGAAGGGUACCAAUGUCACUUGCUACAGUGUUCACCCAGGAGUAGUGAAAACAGAGCUAUCCCGAAACUGCAGCCUGUGGCAGAGAUUCAUCAUUGAGCCAAUAGCUAGACUGUUGUUCCUGGAUCCAGAAUCCGGUGCCCAGACCACUCUCCACUGUGCCCUCCAGGAGGGUAUCGAGCCCCUGAGUGGACGCUACUUCUUCUGCUGUGCGCCGCAGGACGUGGUUGCCAAAGGCAAAGACGACGCUGUGGCCAAGAAGUUGUGGGAAGUUAGUGAACGGCUGAGUGGCCUGUUCUAGGAAAAAGGCACAUUGUUACACUGCUUUUGAUUUGGUGGUUUACAGAUCUGGGGGAAAAUGCUCAUUGAACACUCAUCAUAAUGGAUCAAUGUGACAAGAAACUGCUCAUACAUUAGCUGAUCUCCUUUUCACUAGAGCAUUGAUGUUGGUGACAUCCUGUUUGUGGUGUGUCUUGUAUUGACGAUGAUCAGUAUGUAGUAAGUGUGCCAGUUCAGUCUAAAGACUUAGGAAGCUCUUGUAAAAACUGUUUGACUUAUUAUAAUAAAAAAGAUUCCAAGUGA